Xenia sp. Carnegie-2017 is the source of this 1858-nucleotide messenger RNA. RefSeq lists its product as uncharacterized. The transcript is spliced from 2 exons. The coding region runs from base 265 to 1191 and encodes 308 amino acids. The record is from RefSeq and is a predicted model, not a curated record. NCBI's taxonomy places the organism in Eukaryota, Metazoa, Cnidaria, Anthozoa, Malacalcyonacea, Xeniidae.
AAUUGUGAUUUGCUUCGUCAUGGCGAUAACCUUUGGGGAAUUACCUUUGCUAACGAUCACUUUAUUUAAUGAGAAUCGUUAUUUUGUACACGAAGUACUGUUUUGGUUUCUUCUAUGGAUGACGUAGUUUCGAAAAUAGCCUCAUUAAUAUGCCCGGACUUCCUCUCUUUUCGUGUAUAAAUUGUGGAAGCGUUGAAGAUCUGCAUUAGCAAAUCUGUUAGAGAACGCGUGUCAGAUAACUUUAUAAGAGACAAAUUUACAUUGAUGGAUACUAUGUUUUGGGAAGACGGUGUUGAAGGGAGCUUUUACGAAGACCAUGAUGAAGUGAAAUUUUGCAAAGAUGAGUUGCCCUCAUUCGAUUGCAAUGAUGGAAUCAUGAGUUUCUUUAAGAAGCGAAAAUCUAAAGAAACCAAGCAGCAACAAAAGGGUCCAGCAUUUGGCCAUACAAGUUUUGACUAUGAAGCCUUUGGAUCAAUCAUGUUUGACAUACAUGAGAAGAAGACGAUUUCGAGAGAAACGUUUUAUGGCAAAGAAUCAAGUUACAAAAAUGGACGUUUUCCGUCCGAGUGUGUGGAACGUUUUUACGAAGAAGAUUUGAACGCCAACCUGACUGAACAUGGUGAUUUAAUAAAGAAAUUGUUAACUGAUAUAGAAACUUCACUUCCGAGGUUCCGAGAUACAGAUGAAAUUAAACAGCAAUUCAUCGAUAAAUUGCAUUUCGAGCAAAUUUCCCUAAACGAUAUUGGUGAUCUUAAUUUGAACACGAUGGUGAAACUGAAUGCCAUCAGUCAAAAUAUGAAAUGGAAUAAAUUGUUCUCGGAAGUGUACAUCGGCCUUUAUCAAUGCAUCUGGUGUCUACAAAAGAACGAGAAUCUUGCCAAAUCUUCAGUAAGAUUGAUAGGCACGUUGAAAAACGUCGUAGCAAUUAUACGUCAUGGGAUGUUGAAGCAGGGCUUUGUAGUCCCGGAUGGAGAAAAAGAAAGAACAAAAUACAAAAAGUUGAUAUUAAAUCAUCUUGAAAGCUGGACGGACGAGUAUUUGCAUGGAUGUGUGAAUCGUCAUAUAUGUAGGGAUUAUCGUUUCUUGAAGAUAUUCCUUGUUUUGAUCAUGGAUUACCAGAUCGUAUCCGAAAUCCAGUCCGCCAUUAGCAGUCUUGUCAACAAAAUUCAGGAUAUGCUAAUUGUAACUUGACUGUUCAGGGUCCGCUUAGAGAACGAUGGUGAAAGAAUCAACCGAAGUUUGUCAUGAUUAAAACUAUUAUCGUUUCUUUAUUGUUCGAUUAGAACUAUUUUGAUAAAAUGCUACAACAAAUUAGCUGUUUAGUUAGAGAAAAAGCAAAUUAACUUAUUUUUAGCCACUGGCCUCGUUGACGAGGAACUAUCGAUGUGUGAACUUAUCGAUAUUUCCUCCCCGUCUCGAAAGCUUUCGGAAAUUAAUAGACCCGACCUAUUUAUAGACUAAAGAAAGGUUAAGGCUCAUGUGAUCACAACAGGCGUGUCGUCACGACUUGAUUUCCGCCUUUUGAUAUUUUAAUAAAUUAUUACAUUGAUUUAUGUUACAAGAAUAAUCCAAUCAACUGAGAUAAUCCAAUUAAGGGUCAUUGAUAUCAUACAGAAUGAUUUCUCCUCGGGGUCAUUAGUAGGUUAUUUUUUAAGUAUUUAUUUAGUUCUGAACAUUUUUUCAUUUUCCAAACUUUAUUUUUUAAUUCCCGCAUAUGUACAAAUAAAUCGUGUUUAUUUUUCUGUAUAUCAUAGUUCCUUCAUAAUUUUCAGUUUUUGUAAAUAUUUUUAUUUUUAUCUGUGAAUAGUGAAAGUGCUCUUUUGUAUUUAUGAAAGAAAUUAAAUGUUUAAAAUUUUCA